UCCUCCUCCUCCUCCUCCUCCUCCCUGAAGCUACAGUCGUGUUUGCAUACUAACUGGAACUGGAAACGGUCGUUGGAAACGCUGGAAGGAAGGGAGCGCCAUGCGGGGAGAAAAAGCAGCUUGUGCAACAAAAUACUAAUCCAUCGAGGCAGUUUGAUUCAAAGCUCACACAGACAGAAGGAAAGCAGUGAAGUAGUGAGGAGCUCAGAGCUGAAAUAAGAAGCUUUAGAGGAGACUCGUGGUUUUUUAUUUUUACGCGCAAAGGAAAAAACAACUCCAGGACACAUUUCUGCUCUAUAUCUUUUUUUGUAUUAUUUUCUGCUGACGGUGAACUAUCUGGAUCUCCUCCUGGAUGUUAAGCCUUUAACGGUUUCCUACCAGAUAUAGCUCCUGUUAAUGCUGCUGGAGUGUCCUUGGCUGUCCUAAAUUGGGUAUUUGCAACGCUGCCAAAGUUUAUAAUUAAAUUCUCAAGAUCAUUUUUAACUCCUUAAGGUGUUUUUUUUAAUUUAAUCUAAUUUGGACACUUGAUAUAGUUGAUGUUCUAGUAGAAGCUGCUGGUGCUGGUUCUCUGCAUGUUUUCCUGUCUAUUGUGAGCUGCAUGUUGUUUUAAGAGACUCUGUGUCUCUCCAACAGAAGCCAUUUUUAAGUCUUUGAUUUCAUUGAGCUGUUCAACCUGCUCUGAGCUGCAGCUUUUAACUCGUGCACAUACAUUUUUUUUUUUUGCACAUUAUUUUUUUAUAUCCAUUAUUCUCAAAUUCACCCCUCCAUCCACGACUAUGACCUUUUACGCGUCUGGAUCUGGGCGCGGUGGAUGCACCAUGGCUCGGUUUCUCAUCACCAUGAUGGUGAUGUUGCUGGCUGGAGCUGGAGCUGGAGCUGAGGAGGCCAAGCCGGCCGAGGAGAGCUCACAGACGGUCACUCUGCGUACCCUGGUCCUGGGAACCUGCAGGGAGAUCCAGCAUUAUGCAGAGUCCGUGGUGGGGAGCGGUGUGAUCCGGUCAGCUGCUGAGAGUGCAGUGUUGUUUCUUGAGUCAUUGCUUGGUCAGGAGAACGUCUAUAAAGUGGCCAUGUUUUUGCAGAUGGUGAUCCGAUUCCUCGCUGAAGGAGCUGCCAGCGGCCUGAACGUCAUCGCCGUUUACGUUACAGAGAUCCUCAGGGUCACAGGAUUCGAUGUUGCACAGACGUUGCCCCGUUUCACUCCAGAGGGCGUGGCUGCCAUCGCCCAGUGGGGUCUGGUGGCCCUCAUCGGCUACUGGGUGCUGACCAUCCUUCUCCGUCUGCUGAUCGGCGUGGUGAGGCGGGUGUUCUGGGUGGUGAGAACCGUCUUGGCGCUCUGGCUUUUUGGACUGAUUGUGACCGAUAAGCACGCCACCGCAGACAUCACGGCAGUCCGGCUGGGUGGCCUGGUGCUGGGAUGCGUCCUGUUGACUCUGCUCACUUCUUGCUCUGAAAAGACUUGUGCGGUGGACGGCCGUCUGAGCUCCCUGGAGGGCCGGCUGAAGGCCGUAGAGAAGAGGAAAGGGGAAUAGUGACCGGAGAGGGUGGAGGAGGGGGAAGGAGUUAAGAUGGACAAAUGGGUGAUGGUAAUGUUGGUUAAGGUUGAUGGUUUCUUUAUGUGUGUGUCGAGCUAUUAUGGGAAAUAAAGUAAUCUCUGGGAUUUUUAAUCAGAAAUGUUCUUUGUUUGCCUUGAGAGAGAAAAAUGCCAAACUAAUGAAACCACAUACUGUAAUAACUAAUCACAGACACACAGAGGUAGUAGAAGUCUAACCAGUGUGCACAGAGGGUUGAAUAAGUCAGAUCGUAAACUGUCCUCUUUCUGUAUUGUAAUUUUUCACAAUUGCAUACGAAUAAAAAUAAAGGCGUUUUACAGAAGUCUUUAAUUAAAA
Messenger RNA from Sebastes umbrosus (honeycomb rockfish), 1886 nucleotides. Its product is annotated as transmembrane protein 109. The record is from RefSeq and is a predicted model, not a curated record. Bases 777 to 1529 code for a protein of 250 amino acids. The transcript has 4 exons. NCBI's taxonomy places the organism in Eukaryota, Metazoa, Chordata, Actinopteri, Perciformes, Sebastidae. Gene Ontology annotation, biological process: intrinsic apoptotic signaling pathway in response to DNA damage by p53 class mediator; cellular response to gamma radiation.